Molecule: messenger RNA, 1320 nt
Organism: Pomacea canaliculata
Lineage: Eukaryota; Metazoa; Mollusca; Gastropoda; Architaenioglossa; Ampullariidae
Product: vacuolar protein sorting-associated protein 28 homolog
Exons: 9
Coding region: 209-865 (218 amino acids)
Biological process (GO): protein transport to vacuole involved in ubiquitin-dependent protein catabolic process via the multivesicular body sorting pathway
Cellular component (GO): ESCRT I complex
Molecular function (GO): protein-containing complex binding
Source: RefSeq, a predicted model, not a curated record
UAGAUAAAAGUAUUUUAAAAAGUAUACAUUUUAGUGUAUUUUUGUAGAGAUAGAAAACAGGAUUGAAAAUAAUUUUUUCGGAAUCUUGAAUGUGAUCAAACUGGUUAGGUUUAGGUUGAAUGGGAAUGAAAACAUUAGCUGCUUUAGUCUGUUGACUCAUAUAGGAAGACGUCGUUUCUUGCGAAACAUUUUCUAACAGUUCUACACAAUGUUUUCUACAGUACAGACAAGUUCAGGGCAGGCUAAUAAUCCAGGCCUUUAUGAAGAAGUAAAGUUAUAUCGAACAGCCCGAGAAAGAGAAAAAUAUGACAACAUGGCUGACCUGUAUGCAGUCAUUAACACCCUGCAGAGUCUAGAAAAGGCUUACAUAAGAGAUGCUGUUCUUCCAAAGGAGUACACUGCAACUUGUUCAAAGCUACUUGUGCAGUACAAAGCGGCAUUCAAGCAAGUACAGAGUGAUUUUCCAACAGUUGAAGAGUUCAUGAAAAAGUACAGGCUUGACUGUCCCGCAGCCCUUGAACGAAUCAAAGAGGGGCGUCCUAUAACUAUAAAGGAUGACAAAGGGAACACAAGCAAAUGCAUAGCAGACAUUGUUUCGCUAUUCAUUACUAUCAUGGACAAGUUGAGGCUAGAGAUACGAGCAAUGGACGAGAUCCAUCCAGAUCUUCGAGAAUUAAUGGAAACCAUGAACAGAAUGAGCAUUUUACCUGCAAAUUUUGAAGGUCGCAGCAAAGUUCAGAAAUGGCUGGACACACUGGGUAGCAUGCAAGCCUCAGAAGAACUGGAUGAUGGUCAAGUUCGUCAGAUGCUCUUUGACCUUGAAUCAUCUUAUAAUGCUUUCAACAAUGUGCUACAUGACAACUGAUCAUUAACUUUGCUUUUGUUUCUUUUGUGUUAAAUUUGCUGACUUUUUUGAACUACUUUAUUGCAGCUACAGAUACGAAUGUGCUAUUGAUAUAAAGGGAAAGAAAAAAAUCAUUGGUGAAUUUCUAUAUUUGCAAAGUUUACAGUUGAUGACAUUGAUGGAUUUUUUGGGUUCAAAAAUGUGUUUUUAUGUUGUACCUUUAUUGAUCAUUUUAUUAAAAUAGUGUUGCAGAAAUAAAUGGUAGAGCUAGAAGACAAUGGUAAUUUUAACUGCACGUGUAUCUUUUCAGGUCUUUAUCACAAUUUAUCUAUGUUAGUGGCUUUCAAACAGGCAAUCCCAUCUUAUGUUUUUGCUCUAACCUUAUGCUAUCAUUAUAGUUGAAAUGGUCUCUGUUAUUUAUAUUGUAAAUAUGGUUUAAAAAGAGGAAGAAUUCCAUAAUAUAAUUAUUAUAAUCA